This is a messenger RNA of Dictyostelium discoideum AX4, 1788 nucleotides long. It is a transcript of the gene fhkC, whose product is annotated as protein kinase 1. The transcript is spliced from 3 exons. The coding region runs from base 1 to 1788 and encodes 595 amino acids. Lineage: Eukaryota; Evosea; Eumycetozoa; Dictyosteliales; Dictyosteliaceae. Gene Ontology annotation, molecular function: protein serine/threonine kinase activity; protein serine kinase activity; ATP binding. The record is from RefSeq and is a predicted model, not a curated record.
AUGAAUAGUAAUAAAGAGGAAACAACAGCUGAUGGGUCUGUGUCAACAACAGAAGAACAACAACAACAACAACAACCACAACAACAAGAACAAAUAAAUACUACAACAGCCAGUACUACGAGUAAUGGAGAAAAUACUGCUAGUGAUAAUAACAAUAAUAGUAAUAAUAAUAAUAAUAAUAAUACCAACAACACCAACACCAAUAAUAAUUGUGACAUAUCAAUGACAGAAGAUAAUAGUAAAGAAGAGGAUACAGGAAUUAAAGUAAUUGGUGAAGGUGAAUUAUGGGGUAAAUUAAUUUCAUUGAAUCCAACUUAUCCAACGAUUGAGAUAAGACAAGAUUCGAUCAUUUUGGGUAGAUCUAAAGGAGUUUGUAAUUAUACAUUCACAAGUCCAACCGUUAGUGGUAAACAUUGUAAAAUAUAUAGAGAUCCAACUGUAAAGAGUAGAAAUGUUGCUUUUGUCGAUGAUACCUCAACUAAUGGAACAUUCAUAAACAAUGAAGUCAUUGGUAAAGGCUCUAAAAUUCUCAUUGAAAAUGGUUGUGAAAUCUCUGUAAUCCCAAAGAAAGGUUCAGAAAAGAUCUCUUUCAUCUAUCAAGAUUGUUUUGAAGAACAAAAAGAAAUGGAACAAGGUGGUCCACAACAAAAAUAUGAUCUAAGAGAAGUUUUAGGAACUGGUAAUUUUGCAUCAGUUAGAUUAGGUGUUGAAAAAGAAACUGGUAAUAAAUAUGCAAUUAAGAUUAUAGAUAAAAAGAAAAUGUCAAUGACAAGUAAAAGAAAGGAUUCUCUCAUGGAUGAAGUUAAUGUUUUAACAAAAGUUAAACAUCAAAAUAUUAUCUCAAUUAAAGAAGUUUUUGAAACCCAAAAGAAUUUAUAUUUAGUUUUAGAAUUAGUUACAGGUGGUGAAUUAUUUGAUAAAAUUGUAUCAGAAAGAAAAUUUCAAGAAGAUACAUGUAGAUAUAUUUUAAAACAAUUAUGUGAUUCAGUUAGAUAUUUACAUAGUAAUGGUAUUGCACAUAGAGAUCUUAAACCAGAGAAUAUAUUAUUGGCAACACCAAAUUCAUUUUUAUUGAAAAUCUCUGAUUUUGGUUUAAGUAGAGCAAUGGAUGAAGGUACCUAUAUGAAGACAAUGUGUGGUACACCUCAAUAUGUUGCACCAGAGAUCUUAACAAAAGGUGAAAGAGAAGGUUAUGGCAAAUCAGUUGAUCUUUGGAGUAUUGGUGUUAUCACCUAUAUUCUAUUAUGUGGUUUCCCACCAUUUGGUGAUCCACAAACCAAGGAUUUCUUUGAAAAGAUUAAAAAUGGUGGUUUCUCUUUUCCUUCACCUUAUUGGGAUGAAAUCUCUGAUGAAGCAAAGAGUUUAAUAAAGAAUUUAAUAAAGGUUGACGUUGAAAAACGUUUUACCAUCGAUCAAGCUUUAAAUCAUCCUUGGUUCACUAAUCAUGAAGAGAAAACUAAAGAAUUUUAUGAAAAGGAUAAAUUAGAAUUCCCACCACCAUCUACAAAUGAUGAUCAUCAACCAACUCCAAAUACUACUUCUUCAAAUAGUCAAUUAGUACCAGAAAGUAAAUGUGAUCAAAUUCAAGAUAAUACCACUGAUAAUAAUAAUAAUAAUAAUAAUAAUAAUAAUAAUAAUAAUAAUAAUAAUAAUAAUAAUACCACUAACAAUAGUAAUAAUAUUGAUAAUAACAACGGUAAUGAUGAAUCAAAGUCAUCAAAAAAGAGACAGCUAAGUGAAGAUUCAAAUAUUAAUGACGAACAUGAACAAAAGAAAGUCAAAAACUAA